This is a messenger RNA of Fulvia fulva, 408 nucleotides long. Its product is annotated as 60S ribosomal protein L26-2. Gene Ontology annotation, cellular component: cytosolic large ribosomal subunit. Lineage: Eukaryota; Fungi; Ascomycota; Dothideomycetes; Mycosphaerellales; Mycosphaerellaceae. The record is from RefSeq and is a predicted model, not a curated record. Gene Ontology annotation, molecular function: structural constituent of ribosome; RNA binding. Gene Ontology annotation, biological process: cytoplasmic translation; ribosomal large subunit biogenesis. The coding region runs from base 1 to 408 and encodes 135 amino acids. The transcript is spliced from 3 exons.
AUGACCAAGAUCAACACCAACUUGUCCUCCAGCAGGAGAAAGAGCCGCAAGGCUCACUUCUCUGCUCCUUCCAGCGUCCGCCGUGUCAUCAUGAGCGCACCUCUGUCCAAGGAACUCCGCGAGAAGCACAACGUCCGCGCCCUCCCAAUCCGCAAGGACGACGAGGUCAUCAUCAAGCGUGGCUCCAACAAGGGCCGCGAGGGCAAGGUCACCAGCGUCUACCGCCUCAAAUACGUCAUCCACAUCGAGCGUGUCGCCCGCGAGAAGUCCAACGGCCAGUCCGUCCCCAUCGGCAUCGCCCCCUCCAAGGUCGAGAUCACCAAGAUCAAGCUCGACAAGGACCGCGAGUCCAUCCUCGAGCGCAUCGCCAAGGGCCGCGACCUGAACAAGGAGAAGACCAAGGCAUAA